This is a messenger RNA of Staurois parvus, 482 nucleotides long. The record is from the annotation of a GenBank genome assembly. Lineage: Eukaryota; Metazoa; Chordata; Amphibia; Anura; Ranidae.
CAUCACUGCUGGGCACUGACUGGCGGCACUGACUGGCACAACCCCUGGGCACUGACUGGUGGCACUGACUGGCAGCACUGCUGGGCUGCACUGGUGGGUGGCACUGGUGGGUGGGCACAGGUGGUUGGCACUAGUGGGCACAGGUGGGUGGGCACAGGUGGGUGGCACUGCUGGGUGGCACUGCUGGGCACAGGUAGGUGGCACUUCUGGGCACAGGUGUGUGACACUGCAGAGUGGCACAGGUGGGUGCACUGCUGGGCACAGGUGGGUGCACUGCUGGGCACAGGUGGGUGAUCUGCUGGGCACAGGUGGGCGGAGCUAGUGGGCGCACUGCUGGGCACAGGUGGGCGGAACUUGCGGGUGGCAUUGCUGGGCACCGAUCAUCAGGGCACUGAUCGAUCUGACAGAGUGAGGAAAGUGCAGCCGAGAACCGGCACUUGCAUUUCCCUGUGAUCAGCGUGUCAUUGGACACCGCUGAUCAC